Acanthopagrus latus (yellowfin seabream) is the source of this 1690-nucleotide messenger RNA. RefSeq names its product transmembrane protein 268 (gene tmem268). Lineage: Eukaryota; Metazoa; Chordata; Actinopteri; Spariformes; Sparidae. The transcript is spliced from 9 exons. The record is from RefSeq and is a predicted model, not a curated record. The coding region runs from base 247 to 1302 and encodes 351 amino acids.
UUGAUUCCAAAAGAUCUUUUUUACACCAAAAUUGUCACUGUACCUUCUAAGCUCUUGUCACGCACCCCAUCAAGGGUGUAAAUAACAACUUUUCAAAUGUAUUUUGGAUGUCUGGGCCUCCAUAGACUUUGAUUACACCAGACUUUUUUUUUGGUCACAUUUUAAAACAAGUCCCCAUCCACUUCAGUUGUUUUGGAGAAUGUUGCAAUGCUAUCUAUCAGUACGGAGGAUGUGGUUACCUGUUAGAUGAUGGAGGACAAGAACAGACACGAGAUGGAGGAGAGUGAGGUGGAUGUUCAAAUCAGACCAAGCAGACCUCAGCCACAGGCCAACAACAACAGACCAAACUGGUCGAAUGGUCAGUGUGUUCUGUCGGUGCCGAGCUGCUCAGCACUGAACCCCAGCUUCGAUCUGUCUCUGUGCCGGGCCAAACUGGAGGAUGUCGGCUUCCAGAUUCCAUUCAGAGACAUGGAGGCCCCGCUGAAGGCAGCGCUGGACGUCCCCUCAGUCAGGAGAUACAUGGUCUUCAACUCGGCCCUCUUUAAUUUUAUACUAGCACCGGUGCUGUACAUGGUGGUGUGGUGCGCCGUGUUCUCCACCCUCCACCUCUACAUCACCGUCACUGACUACUGGGUCCUCUGUCUCACUGUCAGUCUGGUCUCCAUCUUCCUCACCACCGCCGUCAUCUUCAUUCUCCACCACAGUAACAAGACGCUAAACAUGAACUUAGACGUUCGGUUGAUCCAGGUGAACGAGAGGAUGGUGAAGCACAAGCUGCUGGUGGCCGUGGCCGACUGGGUUCAGAACUGCAACGGAAACAUGCAGCUGUAUUUCGUGCACUGGGACAUGUCCCGCUGUCUGAGGGCGCUGACUGAAACUCUAGAGGAGCACAGCUUUGUGGCCAAUGACAUCCAGAAAAAACUGAAGAAGAAAAUGUCCCACCUCGUCCUCGUGACAGAGGUGGUGGCUGCCGACCCCGAGGUCGUGGGGUCGGAUGUGGAGGAGGGCCCGGAUGAACAGAGGCCCCUGCUGAGAAAUGAGGAGACGAGCAGCGGUACCUCCACCAGCAGGCGGCAGGACGCGCGGGUCACCACCAGCUACAGCCUCAUCCCUGACGCAUCGUUACCUGCACAGGCGAAAGCCCACCAGCUUCUGAUGACUUACAGCGCGGCUUACGUGAAGCUGCUGGUGUCUGAGCAGCUGUCAGGACCGACGCACCACCGCCUCCGUUCCCAGAGGAACCACUGCACCACCGCCCCCCUCUGCCUCUGCCAGUACAUCAAGAAGAAGAUCCUUCAAUAACAGAGCUGUCAAAACCGGGACGCGGCUGGGACUAGACUUUUGCUUUCUAUUUCAUUCUGUGAACAGAUGAACUGACAUUUAGAAAGGAAACACGGAUUAGGCUCCAUGUCCGAGAGCACAUUUGGAGCUUCAGGCUCUGUAUCUGAGCUCGUUGCUCCGGCCUGCAGGCCGCUGUGACUCUGUGCCAGCUCCGUGUUUGUAGCACCUGGAUCCUGCGUCCGUUUGGUCCCAACAACGUCUGCACCCUGCCAAAUGUUGUCACACUGAGAACACACUGAGCGCCAUUCCAGCUGCUGUAAAACAAUGUUUGUACUCUUGUAAACAAUUACGACGUCGUUAAUCACUGCUGUUUAAAUUAUUUGCACGAAUAAAAAAAAAAUAUAUUGAG